UAAAGAAACAACAAAAACAAAAGAACGCAAAACCAACCCCAACCUCAAUUUACGGGGGUGGAUAGGAAUAUGAAUAGCUAUGGCGACGACUCCAAAAUCAUUUGCGAAUGUUCGUUCGUUGCCAACGGUUGGGAAUCUCUCUCUAGACAAUUCGUAAACCAGAAGGGACAAAUACAAAAAAACCAACAAGAGAAUAAAAAAAAAACAGCAACAAAUGUUGGGAUAGCAUCGCAAGCUUAGGCUAAAGCUAAUUUUCCAUCACCUUCCCCUUCGCAGCUGCCCGCCGCCUGCUCCCAGCUGCUGUUGGCUAUGCAUGGGCAUAGCUUUUGCGAAUUGUGAAAUUUCAAAAGAAUUCGUCAUCGAUCGGCGUGCAGGGAAGUCCCCAAGAGAUUAACUGAUCAUCAUCAACAUGUCACUGGGCAGCGUAGCCGGAGCCCUGCUAAAGGGAUCUCAGACGGCAUUGCAGCAACUGUUGGAGGACAUAAAUUUCCAGCGGACCAAAGAGAUGCGACAAUUGCUCAAGGAUGAUGGCGGCUUUGUGGUAUUACAGGGUACAACCUAUUGGACAGAUCUAUUUGUCCGGCAUUUCUUAUUCCAAACGGAGCCGCAGCACAGCAUCGAUUCGGAUGAUUUGCUCUUUUUUGUGCGCAAGAAGCAUGUGAAGAGCUCCUCGCGACAUAUGCCAAAAUAUGAGACUGAGGUGGAAGUAUUCCGCAAAGAUUCUCGCAAACUGCCCAUUGGAGAUCCCGAUGUCGAUUGGGAGGAGACUGUGUAUCUAAAUAUGGUUAUACAUCAAUUUGAUUACACUCUCACGCUGGCCAUUUGUACGAGAACUUCACCCAAAGAGCUGCAGGUGCUGCGGCGCCAUUCACAGCGGGUCUAUGCCAGUCCCUCGAGACGAAAAAUGGACACCAAGGGGGAGGGUGAAGAAAUUACGUAUCCGCACAUUUGUUUCAUGGUCGAUAACUUUGAUGAGGUAUUCAGUGACAUUCUGGUGCGGGAUGGCGAAAUGGUAUGCGUGGAAUUGGUGGCCAAUGACAAAGAUGGCUCCGUACAAGGUGUAAUCUUCUUGGGUUCCAUACGCUAUGAUGCUCUCAAGAAGGUCUACGAUGCCAGACAAUCUAGUCUCAGCUCAAAGGUGGCCCAGCGCAUGUCCUUUGGCCUGUUUAGCAGUGGCGCUGGUGUACAGACACGCUGUGAGUUUGUACGCAUGAAGGGACCCCAGGGCAAGGGUCAUGCCGAAAUGGCGGUGACUAAACCCAAGGGCUCUGGUGUCGAGACUCCAACCAGUGAGCCAGGCUUCUGUGCCACCGAUAUGUGGGACGAAUGGGAUGAAGAGAACGAUGAUUAUUGCACCUAUCGACAUCAACGACGUCUGAGCGAUCCCAGUGCCAAUUUAAAUAAUUUCUCACGUUAUGGCUGGCGCACCAAAAAUGUCAAUAAUCCCCAGGAUAUGGUUGGCAGUGGCACCAGCAGUUCCAGUGCUGCAGCCAAGGCGCGUUCUGAGAAUGAAGGACUCGACUCUUUGGCCAAUGAGGUGUCCGAGAUUGAGGCUGGUGAUUUACGUGAUGAUCAAAAACGUCCUGCUUUCUCGGCCUCUGAAGCUAAACUCCACACAAAUCCCAAGUGUGAAACGCUCAAACUUGACCUAGUCCAACAUCAAGAAAAGCCAGCAACAACAACAACAACAGCAGCAGCAACAGAUGCUCAAAUCAUUCCCACAUCGCCAGCAGCGGCAGCGGCACCAGCAAGUACCCCGCCACCAUUAAGUGCUGCAGUCGAGGUGACAGUGACCAAUGGAAGCGUCUCAAACUCAAACUCCACCUCCAAUUCCACUGGCUGCAAUUGUUUUGGAGGCAAAAAGUGUAAAAAACGCUGGGCCACGGCCACUGGUAAUCUACAGACACCCGAAAUGUCGGAGGUCUAUUGCCCCAGCUGUGAAGAUCCGUCCAAUGAGACACCAGCAUGUCUCAGUAAAAUGCCCGACAAGACGCGUCCCUCUCGAUUGAAGCCCAAGGCUAAUAUAUUGAGUGUGGAAAGCGAAUUGGUGGUGGGCAGCAAGAGGGGAAGUCUACGUUUGCCGGUGGAUAGCAAACGUAAACAGCAAUCAGGCGGAGGAGGAGCAAGCAUUACCCGCAGCGCCUCUUUGAGUGCGGCAGAUCGUCGCACCAGUUUGCCUGUAACUAAUAAAAGAAUAUUGACGGCAAGUAAAAUACGUGCCCCCAAGACGGGCAAAGCUCAGGAAAAGGAUAAGGAGAAUGAUAAAAAGUCUUCCAAUCAGAAGACUAGCAAUAUUCUUUCCAAGAUAUCACCCAAAAGGCUAAGAGGAGGCAAAGAUAAAGAUAAAGACAAGGACAAAGACAAGAGCAAAACAUUGCCAAUGAAAUCCAAAAAGAUUUUGGAACUAGAAGUGAAUACUCCUUGUGCUUCCAUUUCCACACCAAUUCCAGCAAAGACGCAGGAGUACGAAAUAGCCGAUGAUGCCACAUCCUUGAAUGGCAGCGAAACGGAGGGCAAUGCCAAAAUGGCCAUAUUAAGUGAGAGUGAUAGCAAGCUAAUGAUCAGUGUACGUGGACGGGAAGAGUUGCCCGUGGUGGAGUCAAAGUCACCAUUUGAGAAAUGCAUUCGUGUACCUAUACAAGCAGAUGAAGAUCAUCCACUGCAACCGGAAGCAAUAACACCGCCAUCCUGCCAUAAUAAUGAUAAUGAUGAUGAUGAAUCUACAGCCGCUGAUGUAAUCAAUGGCAAUCAGGAUCAGGAACAGGAUCAGAAUAAUGGUGGCCAUAGUGCCACCUUGCCGCGCACAUCGAAGCAAUCGUUCUACAAUAGAGCCAUGCAUCUAGUACCGAAACGUCGCACACCCGAUGGCACCACCAUCUACUAUUGGUGCGAUUUGCCCAAGAAAGCGCUAAAAGAACUCGACGAUGGAGCAUAUAAUCCGCUGUGGACUAGUCGCGGCUUUACACAAUCAUUUCAUUUCUGGAAAGAGAAUCGCCGACAGCAAUCAACGCCGCUGAAUGCAUUUCUCACCUAUGUGACCUUGCCCUGGUGGAGCAUUGCCAAGGACUUGCUGGAUCAUCGAGAGGCGCCCAUAUUAACCUUUUAGUAUUGAUUUUGUGAUUUAAGUUUCUCAACAACAAAUUGUUUAUCAGUUGUUUUUUUUGUUGUUCUACUAUGCUAUGUUUUGUGAUCAUUUAUCUCAUUUAUCCUUUAUAGCUUUAUAGCGUUUUGGUCUCCAUAAACUACAAAAUGAGGGAGAUCUCUUAUAUAUAUAUAUUUAGACAUAUAUAUACAUAUGUAAUUGUAAUAUUAUUUGUAAAUUGUAUGGUAACAUUUAUACACUAUUAGAAAUAUAUAUAUAUACAUGUGUAUAAUACAUAGGAAAGAUCCA
This is a messenger RNA of Drosophila willistoni, 3391 nucleotides long. RefSeq lists its product as uncharacterized. Lineage: Eukaryota; Metazoa; Arthropoda; Insecta; Diptera; Drosophilidae. The transcript has 7 exons. The coding region runs from base 410 to 3106 and encodes 898 amino acids. The record is from RefSeq and is a predicted model, not a curated record.